Molecule: messenger RNA, 1203 nt
Organism: Humulus lupulus (European hop)
Lineage: Eukaryota; Viridiplantae; Streptophyta; Magnoliopsida; Rosales; Cannabaceae
Product: serine acetyltransferase 1, chloroplastic-like
Exons: 1
Coding region: 61-1005 (314 amino acids)
Cellular component (GO): cytosol; cytoplasm
Molecular function (GO): L-serine O-acetyltransferase activity
Source: RefSeq, a predicted model, not a curated record
UUCAUCAAGCCAUCAUAGAUCUCCAAAUAUCUUCAUCUAUAGCGAGUGAUAACAGAGGAAAUGGCAGCUUGUGUCGAAAAUUGCAGAAGCCAAAACUCAACUAUCCCAUUUUCCUUAGAAUCUAACCAAUGCCAACUGAGUAAUUCCCUAUGCAAGUUGGUCAAAUUAUGUAUACCCACUUUGCCAAAAUCCAUUCCUAUCAAAUCUGUACUCUGGGUUGGUGAGAAAAAUCCACCAACUUCCAACUUCUUGCCCCUAGUAAGAGAUGAAGAUGAUGAAGAAAAAGUCAUGUGGAUUCAGAUUCAAGAGGAAGCAUUGUCCGAUGUUCAACAAGAGCCAAUUCUCCACGAAUACUAUACCUCAUCGAUAUUGUCACACAACUCACUCGAAAGCUCGUUAUCAAAUUUGUUGGCCAUGAAGCUAAGCAAUUCAAGCAUUUCAAAGACAACACUUUUGGAAACAUUCUAUAGCGUUUUCAUCAAAGAGAAGGAAAUCAGAAGAGCUGUUAGGAAUGAUCUGAAAGCCGUAAGAGAACGAGACCCGGCUUGUACUAGUUAUGUCCAUUGCCUUUUGAACUUCAAAGGCUUCCAAGCUAGUCAAGCGCACAGAGUGGCACAUAAGUUUUGGUGUCAAGGAAGGACUGCCAUGGCAACUCUGAUUCAGAUCCGUGUUUCGGAGGUUUUUGGGGUUGAUAUACAUCCUGGAGCUAAGAUUGGAAGUGGGUUAGUGAUUGACCAUGCCAAUGGGGUUGUGAUUGGGGAGACUGCCGUAGUAGGAGAAAAUGUUACGAUUCUUCAUAAUGUGACAUUAGGUGGGACAGGUAAGGUUUCUGGGGACAGGCAUCCCAAAAUUGGCGAUGGGGUGUUUAUAGGAGCAGGAAGUAAAGUUUUGGGUAAUGUUAGAAUUGGAGAAGGUGCUAGGAUAGGUGCUGGUUCUGUGGUGUUGAAAAAUUUGCCUCCUAAUACCACUGCUGUUGGAAAUCCUGCUAGAUUAAUUGGGGUUUAACUGAAAACAUCAUGAUCAGGACCAAAUCAGAACUGCCACGUGCUAGAUUGUAAAGUCGGAUAUGGUCAACACUCAUUACUUAGAUUACUAUGCAUCAAAUAAUUGUAAGAGUGCUCCAACAUCUUGUUGGCUAGUACAUUUUUAUGUUAAUGCUUCCAAGGCCCCAACUUUCAUAUGAUACAAGUUGAUUUUGCAUUA